AUGGCGUCAUCAACACCCUCUAAGCCAAAGUGGGCAACAGUCAAGACGACUUUACCUGUUCGUCCGUUGCCGCUCAACUCCAUGCGAGUUCCAGUCACAACUGAUCGCUUAAUCAUCCGGGCUCUGGCUGCUGAAGACCUCGACAGCCUGCACUUGCUCCGCUCACAGCCCGAGGUUAUGAUAAACACUCCCCAGGGAAGACCCGACAAAGAUAUUGACGAGACGCGGCCAAAGCUCGAGUUUUUCCUCCCUCCAAAGGAUGACGCACACUACAAUUUCGCCGUGUGCCUCAAAGAAACUGGCGAGAUGAUUGGCAUCGGCGGCUGCCACCAGCUGAAAUCCAUCUUUGGCUGGCCCGCCAUGGGAUACAUGUUUCGCAAGGAAUUCUGGGGCAAGGGAUAUGCAACCGAGUUUACCAAGGGGUGGCUGGACAUGUGGUGCAAGCUGCCCCGAGAAGAGGCAGAAGUUGAAGUUGAUCAGCGCAGCUUUCCCGAGGGAGAUGAGAAAGCAGUGGAGAUAAUGACGGCGUUUACGUCUGCGGAAAACCUUGCUAGUCAAAAUGUCCUUUCCAAGGCUGGGUUUGAGCGCUUUCUGGAUUGGGAGGAUGCCGAUUUGCGAAAUCCGGAUGCCCAGAUAACUUUGGUGGCAUACAGGUAUUUCCCAAGCAAGCACGUGGCAAAUUGA
Molecule: messenger RNA, 684 nt
Organism: Trichoderma virens Gv29-8
Lineage: Eukaryota; Fungi; Ascomycota; Sordariomycetes; Hypocreales; Hypocreaceae
Exons: 1
Coding region: 1-684 (227 amino acids)
Molecular function (GO): acyltransferase activity, transferring groups other than amino-acyl groups
Source: RefSeq, a predicted model, not a curated record